This is a messenger RNA of Trichoderma gamsii, 1269 nucleotides long. Its product is annotated as cellulase. The transcript has a single exon. Bases 1 to 1269 code for a protein of 422 amino acids. Gene Ontology annotation, cellular component: extracellular region. The record is from RefSeq and is a predicted model, not a curated record. Lineage: Eukaryota; Fungi; Ascomycota; Sordariomycetes; Hypocreales; Hypocreaceae. Gene Ontology annotation, biological process: glucan catabolic process. Gene Ontology annotation, molecular function: hydrolase activity, hydrolyzing O-glycosyl compounds; cellulose binding.
AUGAUCAACAACAAAGCUGCGCUGCUGUUUGCAGCCUAUGCUGGAGUGAGUGGUGUUGCGGCACAGCAACAGACCACCUGGGGACAAUGUGGAGGACAAGGCUAUUCAGGCCCGACAAAUUGUGUUUCUGGAGCAGCUUGCUCAACAAUAAACUCUUACUAUGCUCAAUGUGUCCCUGCUACCGGCAUAAUCACCAGCACCACCACCAGAGCUACAUCAGCUACAUCAACGCUAAAAUCAACCACAGCAUCGGCAUCAACCACGCCUCCGCCAUCCAAUGGCUCAGGUACCCAGUUUGCCGGUAUCAACAUUGCAGGAUUCGACUUUAGUUGCUCCACUGACGGAACUUGCAAUGUGAGCGGUGCCUACCCGCCGCUGAAGAACUACGACGGCGCAAACAACUAUCCAGAUGGCGUUGGGCAGAUGCAGCAUUUCGUCAAAGACGACGGAUUCAACAUCUUCCGUCUUCCUGUUGGUUGGCAGUAUUUAGUCAAUGGUACUCUUGGUGCUACUCUCAACCCUACAAACUUGGGCUAUUACGAUCAACUUGUUCAAGGAUGCUUGGCCACGGGUGCAUACUGCAUCAUUGACAUUCACAACUAUGCCCGCUGGAACACUGGAAUUAUUGGCCAAGGCGGUCCUACAAACGCCCAGUUUGUUAACCUUUGGACCCAACUAGCUACCAAAUACGCCUCCGAGUCGAAGAUUUGGUUCGGUGUCAUGAAUGAGCCACACGAUGUUAACAUCACCACCUGGGCCGCCACCGUGCAACUUGUUGUUACUGCGAUUCGCAAUGCGGGCGCUACCUCACAGUAUAUUUCACUCCCUGGUACUGACUGGCAAUCUGCUGGAAGCAUCAUUUCUGAUGGUGGUGCGGCGGCUCUGGGUGCCAUCACCAACCCUGAUGGCUCAAAGACCAACCUCAUCUUUGAUGUGCACAAGUACUUGGAUUCCGAUAACUCUGGCACCAACUCGAUUUGUGUAACGGACAAUGUCGCUUCCGCAUUUGCGCCACUGGCUACCUGGCUUCGUUCGAAUAACCGCAAGGCCAUUUUGACUGAGACCGGUGGUGGCAAUACUCCAUCGUGUGAACAGUAUCUCUGCCAGCAGAUCCAGUACCUUAACCAGAACGCUGAUGUUUACCUGGGAUACGUUGGCUGGGCUGCGGGUUCGUUUGAUCCCGGCUACCCAUUGGCAGAGACACCGGUCCAGAAUGCAGACGGCAGCUGGACUGAUUCGGCUUUGGUGGCACUUUGCCUUGCUCGAUGA